Haliotis rubra (blacklip abalone) is the source of this 2058-nucleotide messenger RNA. Its product is annotated as haloacid dehalogenase-like hydrolase domain-containing 5. The record is from RefSeq and is a predicted model, not a curated record. Gene Ontology annotation, cellular component: mitochondrion. The transcript has 9 exons. NCBI's taxonomy places the organism in Eukaryota, Metazoa, Mollusca, Gastropoda, Lepetellida, Haliotidae. Gene Ontology annotation, biological process: glycerophospholipid biosynthetic process. The coding region runs from base 98 to 1372 and encodes 424 amino acids.
CAGCGUCGCUGUUCAGACAACUCAAAACGUGCUUUUGAAACAUUGACUUGCAACUACUGCAACUAUUUGCAAUUGAUACUUUUAUAUUUCUGACAUCAUGAGAGUCACCGACAGCCCCAUUCGUGAUGACGGAUAUUCGACUGAUAAUUCGGAUUCGUCUUCUGCCGAUUCUGAUCUCUCAAUCGCCGAGCCUGACUUCGGCAUAUUGUUUGACGUUGAUGGCGUGCUGGCCCGAGGCAGCACCGCUCUGGCCCCUGCGGUCAAGGCCAUUGAGAAGUUGAAGGACUCCGAUGGACAAUUGCGCGUGCCAUGUGCGUUCGUCACAAACGCUUGCAACAGAACCCACGAUAAGGCGAAGCAGAUAGCAGGAUGGUUCAACCUUCAAGUGUCAUGUGACCAGGUGAUUCACGCUCCGACUCCAGUGAAACUAUUGCGUCAAUUCCACGACCAACACGUGUUGGUGAUUGGCCAGGAACACAGAAUAGAGAUCGCCAAAGAUCUUGGCUUCUCAAACCUGUGCACGCUUGACGAUGUGAAGGAGGCCUAUCCUUUGCUGGACAUGGUCGACCACGAGAACAGACAGAUCGUUGCCAAAGGCUACAAGGAAAACAACGACUUUCCUAGAAUCGAAGCCAUUCUGUUGUUGGCCGAGCCUACGCAUUGGGAGGCCAACCUCCAGCUGUUGAUGGACCUGCUGUUGACCGAAGGCAAGCCCACCAAGGCGCCCGCUGACCCAAAAUGUGUGCCACAACUUCCGGUGAUUGCAUGCAACAUGGACCUUCAGUUCAUGGCCGAAGCCUGCAUUCCCAGGUUCGGACACGGAGCUUUCCUCGUUUGUCUUGAAGCUUUAUAUAAAAAGAUCACUGGGAAGGAUCUGCAGUAUUCAACGCUGGUCGGCAAGCCCUGCGAGAUCACAUACAGGUUCGCCGAACACACAAUAUGCAAGGUGGCUCAAACCAUGGGCAUCAGGAAACCCAUCAAACGCCUCUAUUUCAUUGGCGACAACCCGAACGUAGACAUUUACGGUGCCAACCUGUACGACCGCUACCUGCAGAAGGUGUGGAACAACAGACAGAACGGUAACGACGACACCGUUGCCCACGGCCUUCCUUCCUCUCGGCACAUUCCGUCAAACGCCGACUUGCACGAACAGACGGUCGAGAGGUGCCACAGUUUACUCGUUGGUACCGGUGUGUACAGGCACAAACCGGAAGUGACUGAGAAAGAGGACGACAACGACAAGGACAAGACGUAUCACGGCCAUCGCGACAUCGACAACGAACCUCACUUGUCCCAGCCCUCUAAGUUUGUUCAAGACGUCGAUGUCGGAAUCCAGCACAUACUGGAAGUGGAAAAUUGUAUUACGGCAUGAUGUGAACAUUUUUACGACAUUAAACCGGAAGGAAGAUUCUGAUUAUGAACGUAAAAACAUCGGAAAUCUCGCCGACCUCACGCCAGCCUUUCCGUAUCAUGGAAGCACAGUUUGUGAGGGACCCGUUCGGCGUCCCGUAUUUACACGGAAAGAAAUCAUAUGCAAAUCGCCUCCAGGCUACACUGUGAUAAGAGACUGGUGCUGCUUCGAAAAAGGCUGACCGAUGUUUAAAGACAUUGUACAUACUAUUGUUGCCUAGUCUUCGCCAUGACGUGCUCGUCACCAGGUCAUGUCCUCGUGUAUCCACGGAUUGAAAACGAGAUUUUGACGUGACCUGUCCCAGUACGAUGUACACUGAUAUUAAUAGUCGCUGUGCGACAUGUGACUGUCGUUACGACAAUCUAUAUUGGAUACCGGUUAUCACGUGAUUUAUUUGAAUGUGUAUGAAAGCGUGUUAAAUGCAAUUUGUGGAAGUGGAUGGUUUUCAGAGUAAAUGUGAGAAUGUUGCAGGACUAAUUCCCAGGUACGGUUAAUUCCGAAUGGUUUGUGUUGUAGAUGUAGGAGUAAGUGUUGUUCUCCAAUAUGAACGCAAAUACAUUUGUCAUAGGGCAGUGUACACAAUAUCGAUGUGAUUAUUUUUUGUACUACUUUUUCUUACAUGAAUAAAUACAUGUCAUUUAAUGAUU